Messenger RNA from Vollenhovia emeryi, 697 nucleotides. RefSeq lists its product as uncharacterized. Bases 64 to 582 code for a protein of 172 amino acids. The transcript is spliced from 3 exons. The record is from RefSeq and is a predicted model, not a curated record. Lineage: Eukaryota; Metazoa; Arthropoda; Insecta; Hymenoptera; Formicidae.
AUUGGAGACAAUCGUAGAACACGUGUCGCAAUUUAACUUACAACGUAGGCGUACUGUCUGAACAUGUGUACGAGGAAAGCGUGUGUUUACUGUUUGUUCACCUUCUUGUGCAGUUGCAUCUCUCGACUCGACGGAGUCGAACCGAGCCCUACAGAUUCUGAGAGCUUCAGGAAUCUUGAGAAUAUUAUCUCUUUCGUGCUGGACAGAUUGAGCGUUGUAUAUUACAGCAAUAAUUUGUAUAGAUGGGUGCGCAUUAAGAAAAUUACGUCCAAAGAAGUCGCAAGCUUGGCUAUGCUGGACUGCUUGACCAGUGAUGAAGAUGAGAUAAAGAGCGAACUGGGACUUUCAAUCGAUAUCUCUAAGUACGACGUUACCGCGUUGUAUCUGCGUGAAGUCAACAGUUUACUGGAGGAACAGGUCGCAUUUGCGAACGGCGUGGCAGCGGUUCUGGAAAAAUUGAGGAAGCUACAGCCGAGUGAUCGAUAUGCACACACGGUGCAGUUAUUAGGGUAUUAUUUCUUAGGUUUCAAUUACGAGAGCUCUAUUCUGGAGUACCACGAAGAACUUGCGAGUCAUGAUUAAGCAGACUCAGUUGGAAAUAGAAAUUGCCAAAUUUUGUUUUCUUAUAGAAGAACUUUCUGUUAAAAAUUGGUGGAAACAAUCCUUUUUUUUUACGUGUGGAAAUCCUUUAUGGAUA